Messenger RNA from Sphaeroforma arctica JP610, 332 nucleotides. RefSeq lists its product as hypothetical. Lineage: Eukaryota; Ichthyosporea; Ichthyophonida. The record is from RefSeq and is a predicted model, not a curated record. The transcript has a single exon. The annotation marks the transcript as partial.
AUGGAUACCCAGUCGAUGACGAACGACACCUGGACACAACGGUUAGACCAGUUACUGGAUACCAUCCUUCCGACUCUCAAACACAACACCAAAAAGUAUACAGACCAACUUACAAAGACAUUUGACCGCCUGCGCGCUCAUGACUUGGUACAUUUCGACGAAGGUGAUGUAGUUAUGGUACGAUUGGAGGGCAGGACGACCAAGGCAAUGCGGCCACUGUUUGGGCCGUAUGUUGUGAAGGCUAUAUUCGGACAACGCUAUGAGUUUGCGAAUAAAGACGGAUACGCCCCUCUAAAAUACAAUGACAAACCGGUACGGGUGGAACUCCUCCG